UACUGGCUAGCAUGGGCGCGGUCCACUCCUGAAGCUAGCAUCAGUAUUCAGGCGACCACGGGGCAGCAUGGGCGCGGACAAGGCCAACGGCGUGGCGAGCUACUGCCGCCGCCCCCCGCACCGCCCCUUCCUGCAGCGGGUGAGGUACGCCGUGUGGAACCCCGAGGAGGGCACCUUCUUGGGACGCACGCCGCAUCGGUGGGGAGUGAUAGGCCUCAUCUACCUGGUGAUGUACAUCUGCAUCAUCAUCCUGUUCUCGCUGUGCAUGUGCGGGCUGCUCGCCACCGUGGACGAGCGGGUUCCGUACUUCACACUCGCUGACUCUAUUAUUGGAGACAACCCAGGCAUGGGCCACAGACCCAUCAUCUUUGAGGAAGGAGCCCUUAUCUGGUACCGCGCCAACGACUCACAGAACAUCAAGAAGUACACAGACAACCUCGACGCGUUCCUUGCGCCCUACGAGAACAAGUCUCUCCUCCCCAACGGCGGGAUCAACCAGAUCGAGUGCGGCGCCGUGAAGCCGCCGCGCGCCCAGGUCUGCGCCUUCGACCUCAGCCAGCUGGGGCCCUGCUCCCGCGAGAACAACUACGGGUACGACGAGAAGACGCCCUGCCUCAUCAUCAAACUUAAUAAGAUAUUCGACUGGAACCCGGAGUUGUACGACGACCCCGGCGACCUGCCCGCCGACAUGCCGGCCGACCUGGUCGCGCACAUCAACCAAACCACCGAGCCCGCUGAGCGCCGCAUGGUCUGGGUGUCCUGCGCCGGCGAGCGGCCAGGCGACGUGGAGGCGCUGGGCCCGCUGCGCUACUGGCCGCACCCGGGGCUGCAUGAGACCUACUUCCCGUACGACAACACUCCCGGCUACCUGAGCCCCCUCGUGGCGGUGCAGCUGAUGCAGCCGCGACUGCACCAGAUCAUCAACAUCCGGUGCCGCGGGUGGGCGCGCAACCUGCGCUACACCGACAGCCUCAAGGACAGGGUCGGCUCCACGCACGUCGAGGUCAUGAUCGACUGAUGCUGCACGCUCCAGG
This is a messenger RNA of Plutella xylostella (diamondback moth), 1034 nucleotides long. RefSeq names its product sodium/potassium-transporting ATPase subunit beta-2. Lineage: Eukaryota; Metazoa; Arthropoda; Insecta; Lepidoptera; Plutellidae. The record is from RefSeq and is a predicted model, not a curated record. Gene Ontology annotation, biological process: intracellular sodium ion homeostasis; potassium ion import across plasma membrane; sodium ion export across plasma membrane. Gene Ontology annotation, molecular function: ATPase activator activity. Gene Ontology annotation, cellular component: sodium:potassium-exchanging ATPase complex.